GCAGCUUUAGGAGAAGAAGAAAGGACCCGUCUGGCUUUCCGUACCUUACGAAAUGUUCACCUUUUACUUACGUUUUAACUACUGACGUCUGCGUGCUGACAUUGAGGACAACCGCGCUCACCUGUGUUUCUCACCGCUUGGUAAAAUAAAAAAAGGUUCCUUCCUCAUCAUGGUGACUGGGAAGCGACUCGCGGACAUCGGCUACCGCGCGUUUUCGGCCUCCAUGAUGCUGCUGACGGCCUACGGGGGCUACCUGUGCGCGCUGCGGGGCUACCGCUACGUGCAGAAGCAGAAGAAGCUGAAGCUGGCAGCGGAAAACCAGGACCCCGAGGUCAUGAAAGACUGACGGCCAGAUGUGCAGUAGGAGCCUCCUCGAGAUGUGGACAUUUUCUACUCAUCCGUAUGUUCUUCUUGUGCGUCGCUAAACAAUCCAGAUGUUGGGUCUCCUCAGGACAGGAAUCCACUGUGAGGGGGGGUCCCACCAAGGAAGAUGUUUGAUAAAAGCUUCACCAAGCAAAUGAACAAAUAGCUUAUUAUUUGUGGCUACGCCUUUGUAAAAAAGAUUGCUGUAAUUGUUUGUAACAUUAAAUUAAACAUUAAAGCGACGUAUUGUUCAUAAACGACAAGAA
Pungitius pungitius (ninespine stickleback) is the source of this 629-nucleotide messenger RNA. RefSeq names its product cytochrome c oxidase assembly protein COX14 homolog. The transcript is spliced from 2 exons. NCBI's taxonomy places the organism in Eukaryota, Metazoa, Chordata, Actinopteri, Perciformes, Gasterosteidae. Bases 170 to 346 code for a protein of 58 amino acids. The record is from RefSeq and is a predicted model, not a curated record.